AUGUCUUCACGAAAAGCCAUUCUGGCUCUCCCAACAAGAGCAAUUUGUGCUCGCACGCCAACCUUCACCGCACCUCGUCAACACCUUCGAGCAGAAUCAACAGCUUCUUCCACUUCAGCCCUCGCAUACAAAGCUCUCCACAGGCGCAUAUACCCUCUUCCAACCUCAGAUUCCCCGCCAUCAUGGUCAGCCCAAGCAGCUGUUUCCAACAUCCUCUACGAGACGCCCUCACCUUCAAUCGCACCACCUAAACGCCACAUCCUGAAUUGCCUCGUGCAGAACGAACCUGGCGUGCUCUCCCGGGUCUCCGGUAUCCUAGCAGCUCGUGGCUUCAAUAUCGACUCCCUCGUUGUCUGCCACACCGAAGUCGAAGACCUAUCUCGAAUGACGAUCGUGCUCUCCGGCCAAGAUGGAGUUGUCGAGCAAGCACGUCGCCAACUUGAAGAUCUGGUACCCGUUUGGGCAGUGUUGGACUAUACAACCGCUCCUUUGGUUCAACGAGAACUUCUGCUAGCCAAAAUCAACAUCCUAGGUCCAGAAUACUUUGAGGAAUUACAAGCUCAUCACAGGGAGAUCACGGCUAAUGAUGUGGAGGAAGGACAAGGUGGAGAGGAGUGGGCUGAUCAGCGUCUGGAGCAGCUGAGAGAAUCGAAUGACUUCCACCCCAGCAAGUUGGCGCUCAGUCAGGCUAUGAGGCAUAAGCAUGAGCACCUGAAGAGCAUUACGUACUUCACCCAUCAAUUUGGUGGGAAAGUGCUGGAUAUUAGCACGAACAGCUGUAUUGUUGAGGUCUCCGCAAAACCAACCCGAAUCGACUCCUUUAUGAAGCUCAUCGCACCUUUCGGAAUUCUCGAGUCAGCACGAACCGGUCUGAUGGCACUUCCCCGUUCACCGCUCUACGGUCCGAACGAGCAAGAGACACUGAAGGAAGCAGACGAUAUUGUGGACGCAAGUACAUUGCCCCCUGGAUAG
Hyaloscypha bicolor E is the source of this 972-nucleotide messenger RNA. RefSeq names its product acetolactate synthase small subunit. The transcript has 2 exons. Gene Ontology annotation, biological process: branched-chain amino acid biosynthetic process. Gene Ontology annotation, molecular function: acetolactate synthase regulator activity. Gene Ontology annotation, cellular component: acetolactate synthase complex; mitochondrial nucleoid. The record is from RefSeq and is a predicted model, not a curated record. Bases 1 to 972 code for a protein of 323 amino acids. NCBI's taxonomy places the organism in Eukaryota, Fungi, Ascomycota, Leotiomycetes, Helotiales, Hyaloscyphaceae.